Molecule: messenger RNA, 1389 nt
Organism: Dothidotthia symphoricarpi CBS 119687
Lineage: Eukaryota; Fungi; Ascomycota; Dothideomycetes; Pleosporales; Dothidotthiaceae
Product: glycosyltransferase family 76 protein
Exons: 3
Coding region: 1-1389 (462 amino acids)
Biological process (GO): GPI anchor biosynthetic process
Cellular component (GO): endoplasmic reticulum membrane; mannosyltransferase complex
Molecular function (GO): GPI mannosyltransferase activity; alpha-1,6-mannosyltransferase activity
Source: RefSeq, a predicted model, not a curated record
AUGGCAGCGACUUCUGAACGUGCAGACAAUGGGCGGCUAAGGCAGCUCGUAUUGGUCUUUUGUGCUUGGAAAGUACUCCUUCUACUUCUUGCAGCCUACUGCCCGGGCCCCGGAUAUGAUACCUCGGCCCUCAUCUCCCUUGACAAUGGCAACAAUCGACAUGACCACUUCGACACCUCUCCACGAUACUACCGUCUCGCUUUGAACCUUUUCCGGUGGGACGCUCUGUACUUUGUCAAGGGUGCUGAGCGAGCCAAAGUUCAUGAGCAGGAAUGGGCGUUUAGCUGGGCGUACUCACGGGGUUUCAGCGUCCUGGGACAAUAUAUUUCUGGCGGCACGGCAUGCUCGUCGCAGUGCUACGUUUGGGCUGGGAUCGCCGUGUCCAAUGUCUGCCACCUCCUCUCCGUACUGGUUCUGUAUCGUCUCUUGUCCGUAAUUGUGGGAAAGCCACAACAACGUCGCCAUACCGCUUUUGUUGCAUCUGUCUUACAUGUUUUGACGCCAGCCUCUCUCUUUCUCUCUUCACCAUACGCCGAGGGCUUAUUCUCCUUGCUUAACUUCACCGGGAUGCUGUGUUACGCGCAAUCAAGAGCCACAAGUCAAGUUGGAAGUCCGACACUCUAUGAAGACUUUCUCAAGCUGAGUUCAGGCUUGUUUUUUGCUUCCGCCACGUUGAUGAGAAGUAACGGCUUGUUGAGUGGCUUGAUCUUGAUGUACGACGUUGCGCGGUAUAUACCCCGCAUAAUCUCAAUGCAGGUCAAUCUGCAUGACAUGAGAAGAGUCUUUGUCACAUGUGUGUCAGGCAUGUUUGUUGCACUUGGAUUUAUCGGGCCUCAAUAUCUAGCAUAUCUGGAGUUUUGUAGCCAAGGCAUUGGUUCCACCACCAGACCAUGGUGUGCGAGAAGCGUCCCGAGUAUCUACUCGUGGGUACAAAGCUACUAUUGGGAUGUAGGACUUUUCCGAUACUGGACUCUCUCAAACUUGCCCCUUUUCUUACUAGCAGUACCAAUGCUGUGGCUGCUGGUGGCGUCCAGUGUAACGGCACUGCGCGACUGCUUUCGCCAGCCGUUGCAUGGGCAUUCUGUACCCCAGACUACUGUAACCCGCGACCCCGAUGGUACAUCUUCCACGUACAAUCUUCCAGAGCUGGCAUUGCCGCAGUUGGUAUUGGCUGUCGCCGCAGCUACCAGCUUCCAUGUUCAGGUCAUCAAUCGUAUCGCUUCCGGAUAUCCAAUUUGGUACGUCACAGUCGCUACAUGGCUCCUGAAUGAGCAGUCGGCCCAUGACGAAAAGAAAACCCGACGUCAAGGCCAAUGGGCUGUUCGUGGCAUGAUCAUGUAUGCCAUGAUUCAAGGCAUGCUGUUUGCGAAUUUUCUCCCUCCAGCUUGA